Molecule: messenger RNA, 1888 nt
Organism: Helianthus annuus (common sunflower)
Lineage: Eukaryota; Viridiplantae; Streptophyta; Magnoliopsida; Asterales; Asteraceae
Product: acetate/butyrate--CoA ligase AAE7, peroxisomal
Exons: 3
Coding region: 74-1786 (570 amino acids)
Source: RefSeq, a predicted model, not a curated record
GCUCAUCAUCACAAAAAAUAACAUUCAAUAUCCAACAGAAAAAACUAACAACCAGAAGAGAUAAGCCGGAGAGAUGAGGUUGCCGGAGAAAGACAUCGACGAUUUGCCGAAAAACGAAGCGAAUUACACCGCAUUAACACCCCUUUGGUUUCUUAAGCGAGCUGCUUUGGUUCAUCCCAACCGUAGAUCGGUUGUACACGGUUCUGUUCACUACACAUGGCUGCAGACUUACCGCCGGUGCUGUCGUUUAGCCUCAGCUCUUUCCAAACUCUCGGUCGGAUUCGGUUCAACGGUAGCAGUGAUUGCACCAAACAUCCCAGCCAUGUAUGAAGCCCAUUUCGGCAUUCCAAUGAGCGGAGCAGUCAUAAACGCGAUUAACAUUCGUCUAAAUGCUCAAACUAUUGGCUUCCUUCUAGAACACUCAUCAUCAACAGUCAUAAUAGUUGACCAAGAGUAUUUCAAACUUGCAGAACAAGCUUUACAAAUUCUAAAAGAUAAAACACAAGCCAAUUUCAAAUAUCCACAUUUAAUUGUUGUCAAAGAUGAAACCAUUGAAUGUGAUCCAAACAACCUCCUAUACGCUCUAACAAAAGGCGCGGUUGAGUAUGAGAAGUUUCUAGAGUUCGGUGACCCUGAGUUUGCUUGGAAGCCGCCACAAGACGAGUGGCAAAGUAUUGCUUUAGGUUACACUUCGGGUACAACGUCUAGCCCUAAAGGGGUGGUGUUGCAUCAUCGCGGUGCUUAUCUGGCGGCUACUAGUAAUGUUGUGAUAUGGAGUUUGCCGGAUGAAGUUGUAUACUUGUGGACUUUGCCUAUGUUCCAUUGCAACGGUUGGUGUUUUACUUGGACGCUUGCCGCCAUAUGUGGGACCAACAUUUGCCUUCGACAGGUAACAGCUAAAGGUGUUUACUCUGCUAUAACCAAUGUAGGUGUCACACAUUUUUGUGCCGCCCCGGUAGUCCUCAACUCGAUAGUAAACGCCCCACGAAACGAUACAAUCCUCCCACUCCCCCGCCUUGUCCAUGUCAUGACCGCAGGAGCUGCCCCGCCACCAGCAGUCCUCUUUAAAAUGUCCCAAAUUGGGUUCCGUGUGGCCCACACAUACGGUCUCUCAGAAACUUUCGGGCCAUCAACUAUAUGUGCAUGGAAGCCCGAAUGGGACAACCUCCCUCCCGAAACCCAAGCCAAACUAAACGCCCGCCAGGGCGUACCCUACACCACACUCGAGCACUUGGAUGUUGUAGACACCCAAACCAUGAAACCGGUCCCACCCAAUGGAACCACCGUGGGUGAGAUCGUGUUUCGUGGGAAUGUUGUUAUGAAAGGUUACUUAAAGAACCCAAAAGCCAACUCUGAGGCUUUUGCACAUGGGUGGUUCCACUCGGGUGACUUAGCCGUGAAACACCCAGAUGGUUACAUUGAAAUAAAAGACCGGUCAAAGGAUAUCAUAAUAUCGGGUGGUGAAAAUAUAAGUAGUGUUGAAGUCGAGAAUACUUUAUAUCAACACCCAUUAAUAGUCGAAGCAUCGGUGGUGGCUCGACCAGAUGAGAGAUGGGGUGAAUCCCCGUGUGCUUUUGUGACGUUAAAAACCGAGGUAGACAAAUCGGAUGAAGGUAAAGUCAUGGACGAUAUAAUGAAGUUUUGUCGUGAGAACAUGCCGGGGUAUUGGGUCCCGAAAUCGAUUGUGUUUGGUUUGUUACCGAAAACAGCUACGGGAAAGGUUCAAAAACACUUGCUAAGGGCUAAAGCAAAGGAAAUGGGACAUGUUAAAACGAGUAAGUUGUAAAAAUUUAUGUUUAAUGUUGUUAAAUUCAUAUACAAUUUGUGUAAAAAAUGUUAUGUAAAUUGGUGCAUUCAUUUGUUUUAUGGAUUUGUAUUAUAUUUUUAA